Carya illinoinensis is the source of this 1554-nucleotide messenger RNA. Its product is annotated as deSI-like protein At4g17486. Gene Ontology annotation, biological process: protein deubiquitination. The record is from RefSeq and is a predicted model, not a curated record. Gene Ontology annotation, molecular function: deubiquitinase activity. Bases 453 to 1196 code for a protein of 247 amino acids. The transcript has 5 exons. Lineage: Eukaryota; Viridiplantae; Streptophyta; Magnoliopsida; Fagales; Juglandaceae.
CUCUCCUCAUUGGGCUUCAAAAAUUACUAUAUUUUCUAUGCUUCCCCGAGCCUUCGUUUCAUGUAAACAAAAUACAAUGUGUGGGUUUCGGGCACACACAUUGCUUCAUUUUCAGGAGCCCUCCCCCCUGCUCUGAAAAUGGGAGCCCUCCCCCCUGCUCUGAAAAUGGCCGCCUUCUAUUUUGGUGGUCGCAUUUCUUUCGCUUUCUAAUGGGUGGUCUCGGCAUAGAGUUAGAGAGAGAGAGAGUUACGUGAAGUGGAUGCAAGAUACGCAGAAAGAACUUGACGGAAGAAAUAAAUUACUAAAAUGCUUAAAAAAUAGGUCUUGGACAAAAAUGAAAAAUAACAUUGUUGUUAUUGUUAACGCUCAGAUCUUCAGAUUUGUCUACCUUGCACGUAUGUAAGAAAGGUCGGAACCAGGCGUUGAUGGAUUCCUAGUUUCACCCUUAAAUCAUGAAAUCAGGACCAAAGGAUGGCUGGCAUUCUAUUAUGCCUCCUUGUUUCGGAGGCAAAUCGGCCACACGCUUCUGCAUAUUCCCAAAAGUGAAGUCAGCAAGAUAUAGUCCAGGCAAUUCACCUGUCUAUCUGAAUGUGUACGAUUUGACACCUGUAAAUGGCUAUGUCUACUGGGCAGGCCUGGGUAUCUUUCAUUCUGGAGUGGAAGUUCAGGGGAUUGAAUAUGCAUUUGGAGCUCAUGACUACCCAACAAGCGGUGUCUUCGAGGUUGAACCUCGGCAGUGCCCUGGCUUCAAGUUUAGAAAGUCAAUAUAUAUGGGGACAACAUGCUUAGAUCCUGUCCAGGUUAGAGAGUUCAUGGAGAGUCAGUCAGCAAACUAUAAUGGUGAUACAUAUCACUUGAUUGCUAAGAACUGCAAUCAUUUCUGUGAGGAUAUAUGUUACAAGCUAACUGGUAACCGAAUGCCAAGAUGGGUAAACAGACUUGCAAGAAUAGGUUCACUGUGCAACUGCAUACUCCCUGAGGCCCUUAAAUCUACCACUGUAUGCCAUGACCCCGACUUCCAAGAAGAUGACAAUGAAAAGAAGAAACUGAGGAGCGUCUUUAGCUGCCUGUCAUCAAUCUCCAUGCAUCAGAAGGAAGUAUCAAUGUCAUCCUUGUUUCUGCAUUCUCACUACAAAGGCUGCUUACCUCCAUGGGAUUUGAAGAGGUCUAGAACUGGUUCAUUGAAGGAACAGUGAAAAGACAUUAUUUCUUUAUUACUUUCUGCAGUUGAAGGCAGACUGGACGUCCAUCUUGCAAGAUUGAGCUAUUGAAGCCUGGAGGUAUGGGGUAUUCCUGCUCAAAUGCAUCCGUAAGGCCUUAGGGUAAAAUCUGUGAGUUUGUUGUUGUGGAUGUAGAAAUUGAAGGCUUCUGGUCUUCUGUCUUUGCCAACUUGUGUGGAGUUUGCUUGUUGUAUUUGUAAAAUCCUUCUGAUAUAUAUAUUUUUUUUGAUAAGUUUAAAUCCUGCUGAUAUUAGGCUAUUAGCUUCAUUGAUAUGCAGCCACAUUUUUAUUACACACCAAGAAUCCAAAUAGAUUUCUGAAUUGUUUUAUACCA